Molecule: messenger RNA, 375 nt
Organism: Neurospora tetrasperma FGSC 2508
Lineage: Eukaryota; Fungi; Ascomycota; Sordariomycetes; Sordariales; Sordariaceae
Exons: 1
Source: RefSeq, a predicted model, not a curated record
UGCCUGCAUACCCGACGCUGCCCCCUAUUUGGGACUCGAUGCACUCGCCCGCACUGAGUGCAUCUUCGUCGUCCACAAUGCAGGCUUCAGCUUCUUCCUUAUCCUCGCUGCCGCCGCUUGUUCUGCAUCCUCCCUCAAACGGACUACAGCCCAACAAGCCACGAUCACGCUCGCCAUCGUCAAACCGUUUCCAGACCCGUGAGCCGGCACCAUUAUCGCUCUUCGAUGGCAGCCCUACGACCGAACUUCCCCCUAUUCAGCUGGACCGCAAAAGGAGCAGCUCGGAUCAUUCUCUCCCUUCGAUAGCCUCGCUUAAUGUCGGAAGCUCGCUGCCAACUUUGCAGCCAACGCCAACACCACAACCUCCUCCACAGU